Molecule: messenger RNA, 2893 nt
Organism: Schizosaccharomyces octosporus yFS286
Lineage: Eukaryota; Fungi; Ascomycota; Schizosaccharomycetes; Schizosaccharomycetales; Schizosaccharomycetaceae
Product: ATP-dependent DNA helicase
Exons: 2
Coding region: 300-2822 (840 amino acids)
Biological process (GO): double-strand break repair via synthesis-dependent strand annealing; interstrand cross-link repair; replication fork reversal
Molecular function (GO): four-way junction DNA binding; four-way junction helicase activity; 3'-5' DNA helicase activity
Source: RefSeq, a predicted model, not a curated record
AAACCACUAUGGCUCAUUAUAUACUUACGGUAGCAUAUCGUAAAGUCGUUAUUUGAACUUUCAGUUUUCUAUGCAAAUGAACCGACUCUUUGUCAAUAAACAGUAUUUAUUAACUAUAUUUGGAUUUCGAACGUUUGUUGUUUCUUCAAAAGCAUAUAUGAAUGUUAGGUGAAUUAAUUUACGUAGGAAUAAGACUAUACCCUACCAGUAGCGCCGGAUGUGAUUUAAGAAUCGUCUGGAUGCAAUUGAAAAGCGUUGUAAUUUACUAAAAAAAAUUAGAAAUAAAAUCCCUCUAAAGAAUGACUGAUGACGAUUCUUUUGAAGGGGACGAAUGGGAUAGCUUGGACGUGCAAGCAGUAGACGAAAUUGAGCAUGAAUUACAAAACAAUACCGUUGGGUUACAAGGAUAUUCAGUUGACGAAUAUAUAGAAGCCCAUAAUCAAGAGCCACUUCGAUUACAGCACGAACUAGAUCGAGAUGCUGCUAAUCAAUGGAUUUAUCCAAUUAAUGUGUCAUUUCGGGAUUACCAAUUUAACAUUGUUAAGAAAGCACUCUUUCAGAAUGUCCUAGUCGCUUUGCCAACAGGUCUUGGUAAGACGUUUAUAGCUGCAACGGUAAUGAUGAAUUAUUUUCGAUGGUUUCCCAAAAGUUAUGUUAUUUUUAUGGCUCCUACGAAACCCCUAGUGACCCAACAAAUGGAAGCUUGUUAUAACAUAACAGGAAUUCCACGAAAUAAGACAGCUGAAUUAAGUGGUCAAGUUCAGGUUGGCAUCCGAAACCAGUACUAUCAAGAAAGAAAUGUAUUCUUUGUUACUCCUCAAACACUUUUAAACGAUAUAAAACAUGGAAUAUGUGAUCGUACGAAAGUAUCGUGUUUGGUCAUUGACGAGGCACAUCGCAGUACCGGAAACUAUGCUUAUGUAGAGGUUGUUCGUCUUCUGUAUUUUGGGAAUAAAAACUUUCGAGUCCUGGCAUUGAGUGCGACCCCUGGAAGUAAGAUCGAUGCUAUUCAGAAUGUUAUAGAUUCGCUGCAUAUUUCUUGCAUAGAAAUCCGUAAUGAGAAUAGCAUUGAUAUCGCACAAUAUGUACAUAAAAAAGAAGUAGAUCGAAUUUUAGUGGAUUUAUCUCCUGACAUAAUGGACCUGAGGGAUCGAUUUGCAGCUCUUUUAGAACCAAUGCUAUUAAAAUUGAACCAAGGAAAUCUUUACCGAGUACAAAACGCUAGAGAAAUUAAUUCGUUUACUUUGGUACAAGCAAAACAAGCUUUUAUAGCAACUUCUGGGCAAAAUUUUGCCAAUAACCAACGAUGGGACAUAUUAAAUACGUUCGAUGCGCUUGCGACGUUUGCGUAUCCUCUCAAUUUAUUAUUGAAUCAUGGUGUCCGUCCCUUUUGCGAAAAGCUUCAGGAAAUUGAAGAAGAAUGCUCCACAGGACGAGCAGGCUAUAAGAGAAGGAUCUUGGCUAAUCCGGAAUUUAAGUCGUUGCUGCACGAUACUAAAGUUUUGCUUGAUAAUAAUGAUUUUUACGGACAUCCAAAGCUUGAACAUUUGCAAGAAAUUGUAGCUAAUCAUUUCGGUGUGGAAAAUAAAGACAACGAAAAUACCAGGAUCAUGAUUUUCGUCGAAAUUAGAUCUAGUGCCGAGGAAAUAUUUCGCAUACUAAGUCGCAGCUAUCCUACAGUGCGGCCUGCAAUUUUUAUAGGUCAAUCUUCAAUAAGAAAAACUACGGGAAUGUCUCAGAAAUCCCAAAAUGAAACAGUGAGGCAAUUCCAGAAAGGUGAUAUUAACACAUUGAUAGCUACUUCGAUUGGUGAAGAAGGUUUGGACAUUGGAGAGGUCGACAUGAUUAUUUGCUAUGAUGCCUCCGCUUCUCCUAUUCGAAUGUUACAAAGAAUGGGUAGAACUGGAAGAAAACGAAAAGGUUAUAUUUACAUGCUGUUAACACGAGGAAAAGAAGAAGCUAAGUGGGAGCGCGCUAAAGAUGCUCAUAAAACAAUUCAAGACAACAUUAUUCAAGGUAGAGGACUUGCUUUAUCUGACAAAUCUCAUAGGAUUCUUCCUAAAGAAAUUCAGCCUAUGUGUGAAAAGAAGAUUGUGGAGAUUCCAAAAGAAAAUUCCGUUCCCAUUGUGGCUUCUAAAGAUAAGCAAAAACAGAAAACAAAAAAGAAAUUUUUUAUGCCAGAAAAUGCCUUACAUGGCUUUAUACAAGUAUCAAGUCUAACAAAACCUAAGAGGUCGGCUACUGUUGAAGAUACUUUUGAAAUUACUGAAGACGAACCUACUCCCGAACAUAACGAGCAAUUAAUUUAUUAUAGACGAGUACCGAAAAGGAUGAUAGAUAUUCAUAAAGGACGAGAUUUCAAAAACAUGAAUACGACAAGCAGAGUCCCCCAUUCUUUAGCUUUCAAAUGCAUCCAGUCUUUUUUACAUAAUAUGAGCCGCUACAAAGACAACACAAUAAUUUACAAAUGGAGGGAAGUAUAUCAAGAAAUUUUGAGAGAGGAAAGCCUGAAUGACUCUGUUCACAAGAAACCAAGGAUUUCUAACCUACAAAAACAUUUUGAUGCUACUUUAGCAAGGGAUUCUAGAAUUUUAUCGAAAGGGAGGCUAGAACACCGAAAGCACCGAAAGUUAUACCCUUCGAAUAACGGCGCGGACGCAUUGAAUGGGGAAGAAAAUAUAGACAGAGAUCUCCCAAGUCUAAAUUUCACGACUUCUCAAAACCGCUCAAACACUGAUAUAAACUCUUCUUAUAUUGAUAGACAGCAUCGACUACAGCAGUUAGUAGAAAGGCGUAAACGAUCCAAAGGGAUGUGGGUAUAGAAGUUAAUAGACUCAUUUAUUUAAAUUAUUUAUAGAACCCUAAUUAUAAAUUCUUGAUUUUAUAAUCCAGU